GGUGAAGCCCGAUGCACAGCCCCUUUUCGCUUCCGGCGAGCAAACGAAGAUCGUCUGAUUACGGCGUCAACGCAUUUGGAUUCUGUCUGGGGGUGAUGGUGAUUGUUUGAUGAUGUUUCAUACCCACAUUGGUAUGGUCCUGCUAUGGCAAAGCGGUGCAGCCGCCGGUUGGUCGUGGGGGGGGGUUGCGGAGGUGUGGCAAUGCAGGACUUUGUAUCAGGAUUAGGAACUCUCUCGCGGGAAACGAAGACGCGCCGCGCGUUAUUCUCGCGUCGCGCAUCGCGUCACCAGAUCUGGCGGUGGCGGUGGCGGUGGAUGUCGAGAUGUGGCUGGGCCUGAUGGCUUGGCCGCACCCCGCAAUACAGGAGUGGCGUGGCGCUU
Messenger RNA from Hyaloscypha bicolor E, 381 nucleotides. RefSeq lists its product as uncharacterized. The record is from RefSeq and is a predicted model, not a curated record. The transcript has a single exon. Bases 145 to 339 code for a protein of 64 amino acids. Lineage: Eukaryota; Fungi; Ascomycota; Leotiomycetes; Helotiales; Hyaloscyphaceae.